This is a messenger RNA of Camarhynchus parvulus, 1836 nucleotides long. It is a transcript of the gene SELE, whose product is annotated as selectin E. Gene Ontology annotation, cellular component: external side of plasma membrane; membrane. Gene Ontology annotation, molecular function: oligosaccharide binding; sialic acid binding. NCBI's taxonomy places the organism in Eukaryota, Metazoa, Chordata, Aves, Passeriformes, Thraupidae. The record is from RefSeq and is a predicted model, not a curated record. Gene Ontology annotation, biological process: leukocyte tethering or rolling; heterophilic cell-cell adhesion; response to cytokine. The transcript is spliced from 12 exons. The coding region runs from base 1 to 1836 and encodes 611 amino acids.
AUGAUUUGCUUGCAGUUCCUAUCUCUUCUUACCUAUGGACUUACAGUGCUGCAGGGGGUGAAUGGGUGGACAUACCAUUAUUCAGACACAAACAUGACCUACAGGGAAGCAGAGCUGUGGUGCAGAAAGAAGUAUACUAACCUGGUUGCCAUCCAGAACAAGGAGGAAAUCAAGCAUCUCAAUACCUUCUUACCCUUCAAUCCGGGUUACUACUGGAUUGGAAUCAGAAAAAUUAAUGGUGUGUGGACCUGGACUGGAACUAACAAAGAACUGACAGAAGAAGCAAGAAACUGGGCUUCAGGGGAGCCAAAUGGCAAAGGGAACAACGAGGACUGCGUUGAGAUCUACAUCAAAAGAGGGAAGGAUGAUGGCAAAUGGAAUGAUGAGCAGUGUGAGAAGAAGAAGGUUGCCUUGUGCUACACAGCUUCUUGCAACCCAUCUCUCUGCAGUGGCCAUGGAGAAUGCAUAGAGACCAUCAACAACCACACCUGCCAUUGCAACCCUGGCUUCUAUGGGCCUGAAUGCGAGUUUGUUGAGAGCUGUGAUCCACUAAAGAAACCUGAUCAUGGGAGCCUUGAGUGCCACCAUCCAUUGGGGGACUUCAGCUACAACUCGUCCUGCAAAGUUCAGUGUGAGGAGGGCUACGAGCUGACUGCACUGGAGUCUGUCCACUGUACCUCUGCUGGGCUCUGGUCUGCCCCCCUUGCAGCAUGCAAAGCUGUGACCUGUCCUGCCUUGGAAAUGCCUGCCCACGGGCCUGUGAACUGCUCCCAUCCCACAGUGCAGCUCACCUGGGGAACCACCUGUGAGUUCAGCUGUGAGGAAGGAUUUACCCUGACAGGAUCAGCUACCCUGCAGUGUGGCUCUUCAGGGGCGUGGGACAGGCAGCAGCCAGAGUGUGCAGCUGUGACCUGUCCUGCCUUGGAAAUGCCUGCCCACGGGGCUGUGAACUGCUCCCAUCCCGCAGUGCAGCUCACCUGGGGAACCACCUGUGAGUUCAGCUGUGAGGAAGGAUUUACCCUGACAGGAGCAGCUACCCUGCAGUGUGGCUCUUCAGGGGCCUGGGACAGGCAGCAGCCAGAGUGUGCAGCUGUGACCUGUCCUGCCUUGGAAAUGCCUGCCCACGGGGCUGUGAACUGCUCCCAUCCCUCAGUGCAGCUCACCUGGGGAACCACCUGUGAGUUCAGCUGUGAGGAAGGAUUUAUCCUGACAGGAGCAGCUACCCUGCAGUGUGGCUCUUCAGGAGCCUGGGACAGGCAGCAGCCAGAGUGUGCAGCUGUGCGCUGUGAGGCUGUGCCGCCGCCAGCAGAAGGCUCCGUGAGCUGUGACCGCGCUGAUGCAGAGCUCACCUCGGGCUCAAGCUGCCAUUUCCAGUGCCCCGAGGGAUUUGUCCUGCAGGGAUCGCCCAGCACGGAGUGCACGGCUCAGGGACAGUGGUCACAGCCGGUGCCCAAAUGCAAAGUCAUACAGUGUGAACCACUGAGCUCUCCUGAGAAAGGCUCCAUGGAUUGCUCCCACGGGGCUGGGAUGUUCACCUACAACACCUCCUGCCACUUCAGCUGCCUGGAAGGAUGGAGUCUCAAUGGCUCUCGUGUUCUUGAGUGCAGCCCCUCAGGAAACUGGAGUGCCAGCCUGCCCACAUGUGAAGCCUCUGACCAAGCCAGCUACAUCUCUGUGGGCAUAGCAGCCACUUCUGCCUCUCUGCUGUCCACAGCAUCAUUCCUCCUUUGGCUCGCAAGGCGCUUCCGGAGAAAAGCAAAGAAGUUUAUUCCUUUCAGGAACUGGCAGGAAACAGCCAGUGAGGGUAGUUUCCAAAGUGCUGGCGAGAAUGUCUAA